AAAAACGGCUUAAAGGCGACGCGUGGCGCCAUGGCGGCGGCCCCAGGCGCGUGCGGGCGGCCGUUCCCCGCGCUCCUGCUGCUGCUGCUGCUGCCGCCGCCUCCAGGAAGCCCUCGGGGCGCCGCCGCCUACUUCCCCGAGGAGCGAUGGAGCCCCGAGUCUCCGCUGCAGGCGCCGCGGGUGCUCAUCGCGCUGCUGGCCCGGAACGCGGCCCACGCGCUGCCCACGACCCUGGGCGCCCUGGAGCGGCUGCGGCACCCCAAGGCGCGCACGGCGCUGUGGGUGGCCACGGACCACAACGCGGACAACACCACGGCGGUGCUGCGCGAGUGGCUGGUGGCCGUCAAGAGCCUGUACCACUCGGUGGAGUGGCGCCCGGCUGAGGAGCCGCAGGCCUACCCGGACGAGGAGGGGCCCAAGCACUGGUCGGACUCUCGCUACGAGCAUGUGAUGAAGCUGCGGCAGGCGGCCCUGAAGGCGGCGCGGGACCUGUGGGCCGACUACAUCCUGUUCCUGGACGCCGACAACCUGCUGGUGAACCCCGACACGCUGAGGCUGCUCAUGGCCGAGAACAAGACGGUGGUGGCGCCCAUGCUGGAGUCCCGGGCGGCUUAUGCCAACUUCUGGUGCGGGAUGACGGCCCAGGGCUACUACCGGCGCACGCCCGCCUACAUCCCCAUCCGGAGGCGCGAGCGACGCGGCUGCUUCCCCGUCCCCAUGGUGCACUCGACCCUCCUCAUCGACCUGCGCAAGACGGCGUCCCGGCACCUGGCCUUCUACCCGCCGCACCCCGACUACACCUGGUCCUUCGACGACAUCAUCGUCUUCGCCUUCUCCUGCAAGCAGGCGGAGGUGCAGAUGUACGUCUGCAACAAGGCCGAUUAUGGCUUCCUGCCCGUGCCCCUGCGCUCCCACAGCUCCCUGCAGGACGAGGCCGAGAGCUUCUUGCACACGCAGCUGGAAGUCAUGGUGCGACAUCCGCCCCUGGAGCCGUCCCGCCACCUCUCGGUGCCCCCGACGCCGGCCGACAAGAUGGGCUUCGACGAGGUCUUCAUGAUCAACCUGAAGCGCCGCGCAGACCGGCGGGAGCGGAUGCUGCGGGCACUGGGCAUGCAGGGCAUUGAGGCCCGCCUGGUGGAGGCCGUGGACGGCAGGGCCAUGAACACCAGCCAGGUGGAGGCGCUGGGCAUCCAGAUGCUGCCCGGGUACCGGGACCCCUACCACGGCAGGCCGCUCACCAAGGGGGAGCUGGGCUGUUUCCUGAGCCACUUCAGAAUCUGGAAGGAGGUGGUGGACAGAGGCCUGCAGUCGGUGCUCGUGUUUGAGGACGACCUCCGCUUCGAGAUCUUCUUCAAGCGGCGCCUCAUGAACCUCAUGCAGGACGUGGAGCGAGAGAGGCUGGACUGGGACCUCAUCUACGUGGGUCGGAAGCGGAUGCAGGUGGAGCACCCCGAGAAGGCCGUGCCCCGCGUCCGCAACCUGGUGGAGGCCGACUACUCCUACUGGACUCUGGCCUACGUGCUCUCGGCCCAGGGCGCCCGCAAGCUGCUGGCCGCGCAGCCCCUGACCCGGAUGCUGCCCGUGGAUGAGUUCUUGCCCGUCAUGUUCGACAAACACCCAGUGUCCGAGUACAAGAGCCACUUCUCGCCCCGCGACCUGCGAGCCUUUUCGGCCGAGCCGCUGCUCGUGUACCCCACGCACUACACGGGCGACGACGGCUACGUGAGCGACACGGAGACCUCGGUGGUGUGGAACGACGAGCGCGUCAAGACCGACUGGGACCGCGCCAAGUCCCAGAAGAUGCGCCAGCAGCAGGCGCUGAGCCGCAAGGCCAAGAACUCGGAUGUGCUGCGCUCCCCGCUGGACAGCGCCGGCAGGGACGAGCUCUGAGCGCGUCCCGGGCAGGGCGGGCAUGGGCACCGGGCACCCGCCGCCUCCACUGUCUCCAGACUUGCACGCUCAGGGCUCUGAGCAGACACAGCGGUCCUCGGGAGCCAGGGAGGGGCUUGGGCCCGGGAGAUUCAGGGGACUGAGAUUUACAGGCAGAGACACAGGAAGGGCGGAGAGAUGCAGGGACAGACACAUGCACAGAGAUACACUGAUGCAGGCAGAGUGAUAGAGAGAUGCAAGGACAGACACGCACACACAGAAAUGCAUGCUGGUGGAGAGACGGAGAGACACA
Messenger RNA from Suncus etruscus (white-toothed pygmy shrew), 2182 nucleotides. It is a transcript of the gene COLGALT1, whose product is annotated as collagen beta(1-O)galactosyltransferase 1. The coding region runs from base 31 to 1890 and encodes 619 amino acids. The record is from RefSeq and is a predicted model, not a curated record. Gene Ontology annotation, molecular function: procollagen galactosyltransferase activity. NCBI's taxonomy places the organism in Eukaryota, Metazoa, Chordata, Mammalia, Eulipotyphla, Soricidae. The transcript has 12 exons.